Molecule: messenger RNA, 2174 nt
Organism: Salvelinus namaycush (lake trout)
Lineage: Eukaryota; Metazoa; Chordata; Actinopteri; Salmoniformes; Salmonidae
Product: fibroblast growth factor receptor substrate 2-like
Exons: 6
Coding region: 252-2174 (640 amino acids)
Biological process (GO): cell surface receptor protein tyrosine kinase signaling pathway
Cellular component (GO): cytoplasm
Source: RefSeq, a predicted model, not a curated record
UGUCAAAGAGAGGCCCGUGCUGCAGCAGGGGGGGCGUAAAUAAAAUAAAAACAACAGUUUAUUGCUUUAUUUUCAGAUAAUUUAUUUUCCUUUCUUAUUUAACAAGUGUCAUAUACAAUACUAGCAUCAUAAACCGACGCGUAUAUGACCAGCUCCUCUCGCAAUCACCGUUGACAACAAUUUGCAGUCUUGAUCAUUCUCGUCUCGCAUAACAAUCCUUGCCAAACAUGUUUCAGCUGUCCUGCUGAGCUAUGGGGCGCUGUUGGAGCUGUCUAUACAGAGACCCCAUCCAAGACAACCAUCUCACUAAAUUCAAGGUGACCAAUGUGGAUGAUGAGGGGAAUGAGUUGGGUUCUGGGACCAUGGAGCUCACCCAGACCGAGCUCAUCCUGCACACACGCAAGAGGGACGCCAUCCGGUGGCCCUACCUAUGUCUGCGGCGCUAUGGCUACGACUCCAACCUCUUCUCAUUCGAGAGUGGCCGGCGCUGUCAGACUGGACAGGGGAUCUUUGCGUUUAAAUGUUCUCGUGCGGAGGAGAUUUUCAACCUCCUCCAGGAGCUGAUGCAGUGCAACAGUAUCAAUGUGGUGGAGGAGCCUAUGAUCAUGACCGGCAGCGGACACGCACGAGAGAUAGACAUUCCUCGAACACCACAGACACCCAACACUCCAUCAUUCCCUGUCCAGGGUUUUCCCAAUGGAUAUCCGGGGUAUCCCAUGAGAGCUGAAUCCUCCCAGCCCUCUCUAACUGACGACCCACAUGGCCACAGCCUCAUGGGCCUGGAUGACCAGGCUCACACCUAUAUGAAUACUGUUACUGUGGAUGGGGAACUCUCCAGUCGACACUGUGUACACUCUCUACCUGAGGUGCGGCCCACCUCCUUCAACGAGUCAACCCGAGGAGCCAUGCCUGUUGGGGGCCAAGGAGGUGGGAAGGCCAGCAUGCACUGCUGCCCACUGGAGGAACAACGCAAGGAACCCCAGGUAUUCCUCCAGCCCUCCUCUCAGGAGGUCAAAUUCAUGCUGGGACCCACCCCUGCACAGCGCCACCUGCUAGAGAGGGAGAGGCAUGGGGGCCACAAUCCCCAUCUCAUGCUGCCUGUAGAGGGCACCACAGGCUCAGAGGCAGAGGGGGACGAGCCUCCUCUGCACUUGUGCAACUCCCACUCCUACCACCACCCUCACUAUCACCAUGUGAUGCACCGGCACCCUGGCCACGAGCACCAGGAGGGCUGCCAGGGCAGCCAGCUCACCUAUGAGAACAUCAACGGCCUGAGAGGGGGGCGCCGGAUGAGACUCAGCCCCAGCAGCGUGUCCCAGUCUGUGGGCUCCAGCAGCAGCAGCAGCACCACCGGAGACAGUCACGCACAAUCACACCCACACCCUCUCCAACCGCACCCCCACGGCCCAUCCUCUCUGCCCCCUCAGGGGUACCCCUGUGAGCGGGGCGUAGGGAUGGGCGGAGGUCACCGGCGGACAGCUCUGCUCAACUACGAGAACCUGCCGUCGCUGCCGCCGGUGUGGGAGUACCGCGCCCUGCAUAAAGACGAGGAGCAGGACGACGAUGACGAGGAACAGGAUGAGGAGGAGUACGAGGAAGAGGAAGAGGACUUUGACGAGUACGAGUUUUCAGAGGGUCCUGGGACGCCCAACGGGUACCACCAGGACGGGCUGGGGAGGGGGGGAAUCCACCGUGACGCCCUGCAGAACUAUGUCAACACAGAGCAGGUCCAGCCCAGCCGGCUGCGACAUGCCUGCCCCCCUCACCUCCAGGCCUGCCACCCCCAGUCGGACCGUGGCGGACGAAUAUUCAGCUUUGAUUUCCGUAGGCGGCCGGGAGGAGGGUUUGGUCGGGGAGAGGGCUGUGAACACGGUCAUAUGACCCCAUCGAGGCAACUCAACUAUAUCCAGGUGGACCUCGAUGCAGAGCCGCCAUGCCAGGCCCUCGGUGGGGGUGGAGGAGGAGCCCAGUCUCAGCACCAGCCACUACAGCCACAGCACCAGUGCCUGCCACCCCUCAAAUGUGGCCCCCAGCAGGCCCCACGGCGCAGUGAGUUCUACGCUGUGAUCGACCUGAAGAAGACAGCAGCCAUGUCCAACUUGCAGAAAGCCCUCCCCCGGGACGAUGGGACGUCGAGAAAGACUCGCCACAACAGCACAGACCUGCCUCUGUAG